AUGACGUCGCCGAUCCCAAACUCCCAUGACCCCGACUUCGUCUAUGGAGCGCAUCAAGCAGGUCAUCUACUUCCCCAGAGGCCAAGUCACAGCAACAGCGAGGUCGCAUCGACAGAGAACUUUGGCUACAAUCGUACCCGAGACGGCUCCGAGGAGGAUCUCUUCCGAGGCCUCAACAGCUAUCGUGUGAGCGGUACGCGCAACCAUGAGUUCAAAACUUAUCUGCUGGACGGAAAGAUCGAGAAACCUUGGACUGCGGACAAGAAAUACAAAGCGCCCCGCAAGGGCAAUUGGUUUAUUCUUGGAGGGCUCUUCCUUGCGAUAGCUGUCAGCGCCGUUGUGAACUGGAGGAUCGCGGUCGGCGUUCCCAACCACGAGUAUUGUCUAGUCCUGGACGAUUCCUUCAGCACCCUCGAUAAAUCCAUCUGGAGGCAUGAAGUCCAACUUGACGGAUUCGGUACGGGCUCAUUCGACUGGACAACGACUGAUGACCGAAAUGCCUUUACUGAUGGAGAUGGACUUCACAUCGUUCCCACCUUCACAACUGCCACAACCCGUAUUACUGAAAAGCAAUUACACGAUGGUUAUCAUCUGAACUUGAACCAGUCAAAACAAGGUGACAAGUCAUGCACAGCCCCCAAAUCAGCCCAAUACUAUAUCGAUGAAUGCACCAGGAAAUCCAACAUCACCUCCCACGCAAUCAUAAACCCCGUGAGGUCAGCACGCCUCACUACGCAAGGUGCAAAAUCGAUCCGGUAUGGUCGUGUUGAAGUCGUGGCCAAGAUGCCAAAGGGCGACUGGCUCUGGCCGGCCAUCUGGAUGAUGCCAGAAGAUUCCCGUUAUGGGAUUUGGCCCCUCUCUGGCGAGAUUGAUAUCAUGGAAAGUCGCGGCAACGCACGUGGCUACAGGAACGGCGGCAGAGAGACAGUCUCAAGCACGCUGCAUUGGGGUACCUCGUGGAAGACCGACAACUUCUACAGAACGACACAAAAACACAAGAUCCAAAGAACAGACUAUUCCGAGGGUUUCCACACGUUCGGGCUCGAGUGGGAUAAGGAUUACAUCUACACAUGGGUCGACAAUCGACUUCAGCAAGUUCUCUACGUCGACUUCACGAAAAAGGAUCUAUGGCAACGCGGCCAUUUCCAAGGCGACUACGAAAACGCAACGCAACUCACCAACCCGUGGUACAUUUCAGGAAACAAGAAUGCACCUUUCGAUGAAAAAUUCUACCUGAUUCUCAAUGUUGCGGUCGGGAGUCGCAAUGGCUGGUUCUUGGACGGAGUUGGCGACAAGCCAUGGGUUGACGGGAGAGACUCUGCAGCCUCUGACUUCUACGGCGCCAGAUCGGAGUGGGAACCGACCUGGGGACCGGGGAACGAACGCGGUCUGACGGUCAAGAAUGUCAAAAUGUGGCAGCAAGGUAAAUGUAGCACAUAA
Molecule: messenger RNA, 1440 nt
Organism: Cladophialophora yegresii CBS 114405
Lineage: Eukaryota; Fungi; Ascomycota; Eurotiomycetes; Chaetothyriales; Herpotrichiellaceae
Exons: 7
Coding region: 1-1440 (479 amino acids)
Biological process (GO): carbohydrate metabolic process
Molecular function (GO): hydrolase activity, hydrolyzing O-glycosyl compounds
Source: RefSeq, a predicted model, not a curated record